This is a messenger RNA of Beta vulgaris subsp. vulgaris (sugar beet), 2502 nucleotides long. RefSeq names its product NAC domain-containing protein 7. Lineage: Eukaryota; Viridiplantae; Streptophyta; Magnoliopsida; Caryophyllales; Amaranthaceae. Gene Ontology annotation, biological process: regulation of DNA-templated transcription. The coding region runs from base 1004 to 2188 and encodes 394 amino acids. The record is from RefSeq and is a predicted model, not a curated record. The transcript is spliced from 4 exons. Gene Ontology annotation, molecular function: DNA binding.
ACAAAGAAAGAACCAAAAAAAAACUAUAGCUCAUUUCUAUCUCUUUUUCAUAUUUUGAAUGAGAGAGGUAGAACUCUCAAGUCUCAACUCCCUUUAAAGUAGUGUGAUUGGUCCGUUCCGUUACCUCUCAACUCAUCCCCGUUUCCUUCUCUUUCUCUCUCCUCUCUCUCUCUCUACUCUUCGACAGUGACGAGCAAAAAAACAUUCCUUUUUCUUCAAGUCCACAUCAAUGGCUGGUAGAUUCAGCUAACCAAAUAAUAAUAAUAAAAUUUUAAGUAUUAAGAACAAACCCUUCUCACACUCUCUCUCCUACAUGAUUUCCGCCAUUUUUUUCUCACUCUAAACCUUCAAACUCAACAUCAUCCUUUCCCACCAAUCUAGCUUCUUCGACAACGAUUAUUCUUCAUUUUUUUCUUCAUUUAACUUCUGGGUUUUUCUUCAUUCUUGCAUUCGAGUAAAGGGUUGUGAGAAAAAUUUGAUCUUUUUUAGUUUUUUGUCUUUUUUUUCUUCUUUUUUGGGUGUAUUGGGAUCUGGGCCGACAUUCAUCUAACAACCUUCUUAUCCAGGCUUCUUGUACUCUGCAGCAAGGUGGAGUACUUUGAAGAAAAGGGUUAAAAAGAAAAAACAAAAAAAAAAAGAUUUUUUUUUUCUUUUUGUUUCUCUGGGACAUUUUUACAAACAUCUGUUGUGCACAAUUCCCAAGGAGGAGAAUGUUCCUUAUUCUCUCCUUUGUCUCUUUUUUGCCUCUACUUUUUGGGGGCUUCUUCUGCAAGCUUGGGGUUUGAGAAAAACAUCUUCUUUUUGUUGUUGUUGAAUGAAAUAAUCCCACUACUAGUAAAGUGCAUCUUUUCUAAGUUGUAGCAAUCCCUGAAAAAAUAUCUCACUUUUAGCUUUUUAACUAAGCAGUGCAACAUUUCUUUCAGCUCCAGAUCUGUGGAUCAAUCUCAGGUCUCUCAAGUCAGAACCUAAGCUUACUUACUUAGGUUUUUAAGGUGAGGAAAAUAUGAAUACAUCUGCACAAGUUCCUCCAGGAUUUCGCUUCCAUCCAACUGAAGAAGAACUCGUAGACUACUACCUUAGGCGAAAGGUUAACUCAAGAAGAAUUGAUGUAGAUAUCAUCAAAGAAGUUGAUCUAUACAAAAUUGAACCUUGGGAUCUACAAGAAUUAUGCAAAACAGGAGAUGAAGAUCAAAAUGAAUGGUAUUUCUUCAGCCACAAGGAUAAGAAAUAUCCAACCGGAACUCGAACAAAUAGAGCAACUGCAGCAGGAUUUUGGAAGGCAACAGGAAGAGACAAGGCUAUAUACUGUAAGCAUGAUUUGAUAGGAAUGAGGAAAACUUUGGUGUUUUAUAAAGGGAGAGCCCCUAAUGGACAGAAAUCAGAUUGGAUCAUGCAUGAGUAUAGACUUGAAACUGAUGAAAAUGGAGCUCCUCAGGAAGAAGGGUGGGCAGUGUGUAGAGUGUUCAAAAAGAGAUCUCCCACAACCAUGAGGAGAAUGAGUGAGCAUGAAUCUCCAUGUUGGUACGAUGAUCAGAUCUCAUUGAUGUCGGAGUUGGAUUCUCCACAACAACCCUCACAAUCAAACAACACAAUCAACUAUUCCUCAUACAUUUGCAAAAAAGAACUCAAUCAUCAUCAUCAUCAUAAUCAUCAUAAUCAUAAUCAUAAUCAUCAUAAUCAUCUACCUUUCCAAAUUCCUCAAGAACAUCUCAUCCACCUUCCUCUCUUUGAAAACUCCAAGAUGCUUCUCCCACCACCUCAAGUGACCGGGAACUACAACAAUGCUAACCUAAUCCCUUAUGGAUUAGAUAUGAGUCUUCACUCAAACUCGGCUACUAUGCAACAAAUGGACAAUGUUAACCACACUAAUGCAACAGUAAUGAUGAACAGCAACAACAAUGAUCAAGAUGUUUUAGAUCAACUGACUGACUGGAGGGUUCUUGACAAGUUUGUUGCAUCACAACUUAGCCAUGAAGAUGUUGCCAAAGAAAACAAUAACAACAACAAUGAGCACAACAACAACAACAACAACAACAACAACAACAACAACAACAAUUCAUCAAGUGGUAUUGCAUCUGAAUUAUUCCCUUCUGCUCCGGGAUCUGAUCACACGAAUAAGGAGGCCGAGCCAUUACCAGAUAAAGCUUCUACACCCACCUCAACCAGCCCAAUCGAUGUGUGGAAAUGAAAGAACAUGCAUAUAGAUUAUAAGAGAGUGAAGUUGAAGUAUAAAGGGAAAGGAAGACUAGGGCUCAGUUUGUAUUGUACAUAACAAAAACUAAUGGAAAGAUAGUUUUUGGCUGAGUCUACUAUAGUUGUUCCCAUUCAUACAUGGAGGUAACAGAUGAGCAUGUUCUCCAUUGUAUAGCUUAAUUAGCUAUGAUAUUUAGUGAUAUUAUGCAUCCACUAAGCGAUGUUUGCUGAAAUUGGUCUCAAAAUGUAUUAUAUAAAUACUUGAGGUGAAUGAUCUUAAUUAAUAUGAAUUUUAAUGAUAUUGUAUAA